Messenger RNA from Ostrea edulis (European flat oyster), 1095 nucleotides. Its product is annotated as craniofacial development protein 2-like. Gene Ontology annotation, molecular function: catalytic activity. The coding region runs from base 1 to 1095 and encodes 364 amino acids. The record is from RefSeq and is a predicted model, not a curated record. Gene Ontology annotation, cellular component: nucleus. The transcript has a single exon. NCBI's taxonomy places the organism in Eukaryota, Metazoa, Mollusca, Bivalvia, Ostreida, Ostreidae. Gene Ontology annotation, biological process: chromatin remodeling.
AUGAAUGCUUCUAGUGAAAUCCAACAGGAAGCUAGCAGCAUGAAGAGUAUACUGAAUACGAGAACCAAGCUAAGAGUAGGCUUCUGGAAUGUCCGUACAAUGUAUGAGACCGGAAAGCAGGCUCAAGUCUUAAGAGAGAUGAAAGAGAACACGCUGCACAUUCUAGGUGUAAGUGAGUGCAGAUGGACAGAUUUUGGAAAGAAUACAACAAGUACAGGAGAAACAAUAGUAUUCUCAGGGAGAAAAGAUGGACGUCAUCAUGAAGGAGUAGCAAUCAUUUUAUCUAAAUCAGCUGCUAAGUCAUUAAUAGAAUAUCAUCCAGUUAAUGAAAGAAUAAUAAGAGCAAGACUAAACACCAAGCCAGUCAAAACAUCCAUAAUACAGGUCUAUUCUCCAACAAAUGAUGCAGAAAGUGAUGUUAAACAAGAUUUUUAUGAAGCACUUCAAGCUGAAAUAGAAAAGAUUCCUAAACAUGAUUUGACAAUAGUUAUGGGAGACCUCAAUGCAAAAGUAGGAAACAACAACACAGGAUUCGAGCGAGUGAUUAGCAAAUAUGGAUGUGGCGUCAUGAAUGAAAACGGAGAGCAGUUUGUAGAAUUUCGUGGAAACAAUAACCUUGUCAUCGGUGGAACACCCUUUCCACAUAAAGAUAUUCACAAACUAACAUGGGUAUCACCUGGAGGACGAGAUAAGAAUCAGAUUGACCACAUCGCAAUUAAUGGUAAAUGGACGAGGUCACUCCAAGAUGUGAGAGUGAGACGAGGAGCUGACGUAGGGAGUGAUCAUCACCUAGUCACUGCUAACAUCAAGUUGAAAUUGAAGAAAAUAGCACCAAAGUCAAAUAUUAAAAAGUUCGACACAGGGAAGCUUAGUGACAACAAAAUCUUACAAGACUUCAGAAUAGAGUUAAGAAACAAAUUCCACGUCUUACAAAACAGCAACAUAGAAAAUGAAAACCAAAUAGACGAACAUUGGAACAGGGUGAGAGUUAUCUUCAGCAAAACAAGCGAAAAAGUAUUGGGCUUCAGAAGACAAGUUCAUAAAGAUCUUAUGAGCAAAUUCUAUGUAAUGAUCAAAGAAUUACUAAGGUACUGA